Messenger RNA from Actinia tenebrosa (Australian red waratah sea anemone), 4531 nucleotides. RefSeq lists its product as uncharacterized. Lineage: Eukaryota; Metazoa; Cnidaria; Anthozoa; Actiniaria; Actiniidae. The record is from RefSeq and is a predicted model, not a curated record. Gene Ontology annotation, molecular function: protein binding; GTP binding; GTPase activity.
CGUGGAAUUGUCUCAAAAUCGCAAUUACUUUAUAUAAUUUUGGCCCUUCAUUUCUUCAUAUAAUCGACUUGAAGCCAAGACGUCAACAGUGCACAAAAUAUACUUAUGAAAAUACUGAAUGUGAAAUCAAGGUAUUACUACAAAUCGUAGCUGAGACGUCAACAAAAACCUGAAUGGAAGGGGAGAUAAAAAGAAUAUAUGUUCUUGGUGACCCAUCAGUAAUUGGAAGAUGCUUGUCCUUGCGGGAAACAUUUGCAUAUAAUUAUUCAUUGGAUUUUGGAUAUGAUUUCUAUAUUCCCUUGUUGGUCGACCAAGUGAAAUACACGAUUAGAAUAUUGAUACCAGACAGUCAUGUAGGAUUUUCUAUUUAUCCCUGGUAUUAUCCAUCGGCAGAUAUCAUCAUUGAACUUUUUGCCAUUGAAAGCCUACUUUCUCUAAAACAAGCUAUUGAUGUUGAUAUUCCUUAUAUUCGAAAAACUUAUAUUCCAGAAACACCAGUGCUGCUUGCUGGAGCUAAAGCUGACCUCAAAGGGGUAAAUGAAAAGCACCUUUUUCCUUGUGAACUGGGUCCUUUACUUGCCAGAUGUCUUGGAGCCGUAAAGUACAUAGAAUGCUCCUCCAUAACAAACUUUAACGUGCAUAAAGUAUUAGAAGAGGCUGUCCGUUCCCAUUUGAGUAAUUCAAAUUCUGAAUUUAUUGGAAAACAUUUGUAUGCGGCAAUUAAUAUAAUGACUGACAGAAAUAGCAAUUGGGCCAGAUUUCUCUGGGAUCAGUUCGACCGGCUAGAUUCAUUAAAUUGGUUUCCUUUUAUUAAGCCAUCUCUUCGGCAAGAUCCUAAUUUUUAUCUAGUAGAACAGAGUUUUCUUCACAUCACAGAGGAAGAUUCACGUAAAAGCUUUUUGAUAUAUCGCGUUUUGGAGUUUGACAGACUUCAACUUUCAUACGGAAUACCUUGUACGGUUGUUGAUCGUGACGUGUAUAAAAGUUCACCACCGACUUGUACUCUGUGGUAUUUUCAUGAAUGUUACAAGAAYCGGGCCCAGAUCUUUCAGUGCCGAUCAUUUAGUAUUGCGCGGGCUGAAUCUCACAAAGACAUGAAUUGCUCGACAUGCCCCGCAAAUCUCCACUUCGUUUCCAACAACUGUGAGUCUAUUGCUAGUUUUCUUAGUACCAGGGAUCAAUUGUUGGUGAGAAGCUUAAUCAUUAUUAACUGCUCUGGAACGCUGGAUUUCUUAUUCUUGGCUAAGUUUACUGGUCUGGAGUACAUGAUCAUUGUUAAUACUGCAGUCGACCUGGCUACCUUAACCUUUCCUCCACAUCUCCAUUAUACCAUGAAACAUUUAGUACUGAAUAACUGUGGAAUAACACAAGCUACAGAUGUGCCUUAUAAGAUAGGAAACCUUGUUAAUCUGGAAAUUUUGAACCUUGCCAAUAACAAGUUUAAGAAAAUUCCCUCAACGCUGGGUUCUCUCAAGAAGCUACACACCCUACUUAUUGAUCAUGAGAAUGUGUACUUUCCUCCACCUGAAGUGUUAAAGAGAUCUGCCAGAGACAUCAUUAAUUACUUUGAAGCGUUGGAAGAAUAUCCAGUUCUGAAUACAGAAUCAAAGUUGAUUGUCGCAGGAGAGGAAGGAGUUGGUAAAAGCACCCUUAUCAAAGCAAUGAGACGUAGUCGCUGGCUUACCAAGAAUAAACCUCCACCCAAAACAGAUGGCGUUGACAUUUCUGUUCUGCCUUUGAAAGACAUCCAGUGCAAGGUGUAUGACUUGGCGGGAGAUGUGGAAUAUCUCAAUACACAUUCUCUUUUUCUUUCUUCCAACACUCUUUAUUUGAUUGUCUAUGACCUAAGCAGAGUCAUUGUUGACAAAGGAGUACGAUCUGUAGAUCAUAUGUGUCGACUUCGGCUGUGGCUGGAAACAAUUGCAUCUCAAGAUCCCAAUUCAAACGUCAUCCUUGUAGGCACCCAUGCCGACCGACCUUUGGUGAACAGCGAGAUCAUCGAUAAAAACCGAAAGCUUUUGGCAGAGGUUUUAAUCAAGUAUUGURCGUCGCACAGAGCCUUCUGUCGAACUGACAAUUGCGAAGAAUGCUUCAUUUGUAACCCAGAAAAAUGUCCCGAAAAUCUCGAAUAUUUAACGUGUUUAAUGACGGACACAUCAAGUAGAGAAACCACCUGCGGCCAAAUUCCACACAUUCUUGGCUACUUUGAAGUCAGCAGUAUUAAAAAAUAUCCUAGUUCACUACUGAGGUUUAAAAAUACCAAUGUUGAAGGGCUAAAGUCUUUGGUAGCUUCUUCCAUUUCCAAUAUAACGAAAGCAACAGGAACCGAUAAAAUUCCUAAACAAUGGCUUUCAUUUCGCAAAGGUAUUGCUCAAAAUCUGUCUUCUGAUGAUGCUCUAAAACAGCAACCCUUGUUGCCCUUGUCUCUUGUCUAUGACAUUGCGUUAAAGUUAGAGAUUCACAAGGAGGAAAGAGUGAUAGCAAUGCUGAGGUUUUUCCAUUCCCAAGGUACGUUUCUCUGGUACGAGGAUCUGCCUGAAAUGAAAGACAUCGUCAUAAUCGACCCGCAGUGGUUGUCAGAUCAGCUGCGUACGCUUAUCUCCCAUCGUCCUUCUGUUAGCUCUAUUUGCGAUGGAGUUCUUCAUCUUUCAGAACUCUCCACAGUGUGGUCUCAGAUGUCAGACGAUAAUCGACGGAGCCUUUUGGCUCUUUUCAGGAAUGUGGGCUUGUGCUUCCCCAUCUCGGACACAGAAGAGUUAUUUCCUUGCAAUUUGCCAGUUGGUUGGCCCGAUCGAGAGAUAUGGCCUCCAGUGCCAACGCCAGGACAAAAUCAAACGUGUCUUCUUUUUGAAUUUAGCUUCGUACCUCCAUCAUUCUUUCCAGACCUCAUAGUUGAAGUCAACAAAAAGAAUGAGACCUUUGCUAGAAAUGUGAAGCCGUUGUACUAUCGUUUUAAUAUCGUCUACAUCAGAAAAGAUCAGGAACCGAGUAGCUCUUUUCAUGAUCUUGACGCUGGUGCGAAAGACGAUGCUACUAAAGACGAGCCGGGCAACUGCCUCCCUCCACAAUAUUCACCUGUGUUGCAUACAGUUCACUAUGAACUCAUGCCUUAUAAUAACUCGUUAACUGUUGCUGUCAGAGGUCCUGAUCCACCGUCUAUCAUACCUGGCAUAAGAUCUACGAUAGAAACUGUCAAGCGUCGCCGCUAUCCAGGUAUCACUUAUAGGGAAAGUGUGUUGUGUCCCGAAUGUGUGAUGAAGAGAAUUCAGCCUCCAGCUUCGUUUAAAUACAAUAUUCCACAUGACGGUGUUUGUUCAGUAGGACACAUUGUCGGCCGCAACCAAGAUAGUUAAUUACAGUUCGGCCGAGAUUGUUCCCUUGUGGAUUGCUCAAACAACCCGAAUUGUUAGAGAAACUUUAGAGAAUCAUUUCUGUCCUAAGUUGUUUGUAGUUCUGCCUAUUAAUCUUGAAUGCCUAUCAUUGAAAGAUCGUUUGGUUUACUCCUACUUCAGAGAUGGAUUUGCAGUUCAUCUCCUCUGCGAGUGUCCAGACCAAUGGCACUUUGUGGAUUCUCCUGGGCUUCGUGUUGGUAAACCCAAAGAGUUCUUUAAGACGUAUGGCAAACGUGUGUGCAAAGCUCUGCGGUUUAUCUCAACCCUUUCUAGACCUAUAUUAGCUGCCGCAUUACUUGAUCCUCACUUUAGGGCAGGAGCUACUGUUGGUAUUGGUGCCGAGUCUGUCUGCCAAGAGCUUAAGUCCCUUCUGGACAGCUAUCUAAACAAGUACCCUCACUUAAAGCCUUCACUUGGCUCAUCUAAGGAUGACUUCAGUGAUUUGAAAUCAUCUUCUGGUCUACUACGCAGUGAUUUAUCCAGGUUUUUGGAGGUUGAAGCCAAAGGACGUAACUUUGGUCCUCUGGUUUGUACAAAUGUAGACAAGAGUGGCAAAUGGCUGUGGUUGUGUGAAGAACAUUGUGAGAGGUUUGAAAUCGUUCAACGCGAGAAUGAAAACGAUUAGUCGUGUCUUACUAAGCGAAAGACUUUUUACUUCAACAAAAUUAUUAAAAUCAUCAGAAAGAAUUUUGAAUUUAACGAUCUAGCCCUGUUUAUCCUGCAAGAGCAUUAGAUGUCAAAACUGUACAUGGCAUGAAAAAUAAAGGAACUAAAUCACCAAGAAAUCUAGAAAGAUAAUACGUCAUUCGAUAGCUACCAAAUCAAAAGUUUCAAUCCAAAAACAUUUCAUCUGCUUUUCAAAGAGGUACAUCGUCAUUAGACCUCCAAGAGAGAAGAGUACAUCCAUCAUGUACUUAUAAAAUUAAAGUUUUAAAACAAUGUAUUACAUUAUUUAAAACCAAUGCAUUGCCCAGAAAUACCAAUAAACCUGACAUUAUGCUAAGCUAAGACAAUUGACCAAUAACACAAUAAAUCCUGCAAAAAAAGGAAUUUAACCUAACUAAGACUAUAAUACAUCCUGCACGCCAAAAAACCUGCCCAAGAGUACUAUACAUCCUGCAACACCAAGAAACCUGACC